This is a messenger RNA of Oncorhynchus kisutch (coho salmon), 1974 nucleotides long. Its product is annotated as keratin-associated protein 10-4-like. The transcript is spliced from 2 exons. The coding region runs from base 240 to 1718 and encodes 492 amino acids. The record is from RefSeq and is a predicted model, not a curated record. NCBI's taxonomy places the organism in Eukaryota, Metazoa, Chordata, Actinopteri, Salmoniformes, Salmonidae.
GCCUGACUGCCUGACAGCCUGACUGGGUGACUGCCUGACUGGGUGACUGCCUGACUGGGUGACUGCCUGACUGCCUGACAGCCUGACAGCCUGACUGAGUUAAUCUGCUGUAUGUGAACGAUGUCCUGAAGUGAUAGCUUUCUGUAAAGAGGAGAUAGUUUAACAACUUAGUUUUAAACAACCAAAACAUUUCACUUGUGUCUCUGAAGCAUAUCCUGUUCAGUGUAAACUGCUGUGUCAUGACUGCUGUAUCACUGGAGCAGAUGGAGACUGCUGUCUGCUGUAGCGUAGAGGCCUGUUGUACUGUAUCACUGGAGCAGAUGGAGACUGCUGUCUGCUGUAGUGUAGAGGCCUGUUGUACUGUAUCACUGGAGCAGAUGGAGACUGCUGUCUGCUGUAGCGUAGAGACCUGUUGUACUGUAUCACUGGAGCAGAUGGAGACUGCUGUCUGCUGUAGUGUAGAGGCCUGUUGUACUGUAUCACUGGAGCAGAUGGAGACUGCUGUCUGCUGUAGCGUAGAGGCCUGUUGUACUGUAUCACUGGAGCAGAUGGAGACUGCUGUCUGCUGUAGCGUAGAGGCCUGUUGUACUGUAUCACUGGAGCAGAUGGAGACUGCUGUCUGCUGUAGCGUAGAGGCCUGUUGUACUGUAUCACUGGAGCAGAUGGAGACUGCUGUCUGCUGUAGUGUAGAGGCCUGUUGUACUGUAUCACUGGAGCAGGUGGAGACUGCUGUCUGCUGUAGCGUAGAGGCCUGUUGUACUGUAUCACUGGAGCAGAUGGAGACUGCUGUCUGCUGUAGUGUAGAGGCCUGUUGUACUGUAUCACUGGAGCAGAUGGAGACUGCUGUCUGCUGUAGCGUAGAGGCCUGUUGUACUGUAUCACUGGAGCAGAUGGAGACUGCUGUCUGCUGUAGCGUAGAGGCCUGUUGUACUGUAUCACUGGAGCAGAUGGAGACUGCUGUCUGCUGUAGCGUAGAGGCCUGUUGUACUGUAUCACUGGAGCAGAUGGAGACUGCUGUCUGCUGUAGCGUAGAGGCCUGUUGUACUGUAUCACUGGAGCAGAUGGAGACUGCUGUCUGCUGUAGUGUAGAGGCCUGUUGUACUGUAUCACUGGAGCAGAUGGAGACUGCUGUCUGCUGUAGUGUAGAGGCCUGUUGUACUGUAUCACUGGAGCAGGUGGAGACUGCUGUCUGCUGUAGCGUAGAGACCUGUUGUACUGUAUCACUGGAGCAGAUGGAGACUGCUGUCUGCUGUAGUGUAGAGGCCUGUUGUACUGUAUCACUGGAGCAGAUGGAGACUGCUGUCUGCUGUAGCGUAGAGGCCUGUUGUACUGUAUCACUGGAGCAGAUGGAGACUGCUGUCUGCUGUAGCGUAGAGGCCUGUUGUACUGUAUCACUGGAGCAGAUGGAGACUGCUGUCUGCUGUAGCGUAGAGGCCUGUUGUACUGUAUCACUGGAGCAGAUGGAGACUGCUGUCUGCUGUAGCGUAGAGGCCUGUUGUACUGUAUCACUGGAGCAGAUGGAGACUGCUGUCUGCUGUAGCGUAGAGGCCUGUUGUACUGUAUCACUGGAGCAGAUGGAGACUGCUGUCUGCUGUAGUGUAGAGGCCUGUUGUACUGUAUCACUGGAGCAGAUGGAGUCUAUUAGGGACUUGUACAUGCUGACAAAUCAUCUGCUUUAUAGCUUCAGGACCUUUCGGGCUGGUUUCCUGGACAACUAGUCGUGGACAAAAAAAAUAAAUUGACGGUAGAGAAUCUCUGUGUCCGGGAAGCGGCCCAUCGAUGUCUAGGUGGGUGAACAGGAAGUGAGGUGCAUCGUGGGAUUGUUUGGGAUGUGAAUACUGUCUAACAAUCAGAGCAUAUUAUGGCCUUAGGGUGGAACCAGGGUCUGAAACACCAACAUAAAUACCCUCCUCCUCGUCCUCUUAAUCCCCUGGAUCAACAGUCAAGCUCCUUGUCACCUUGUCUUUCAUUCUU